Molecule: messenger RNA, 1049 nt
Organism: Oryza sativa Japonica Group (Japanese rice)
Lineage: Eukaryota; Viridiplantae; Streptophyta; Magnoliopsida; Poales; Poaceae
Source: RefSeq, a predicted model, not a curated record
ACGCAUACUCCCAUCUCGGUGCACCUUAAUUGCUCUCUCUUCCGUAGCGUAUCUGAUCGAUCGAUCGACCAAGGUGGUGACCAUGGAGGCUUCCAGGAGGUGGCCAUAUGCAGCUUGGUUUAUGGCCGUUCUGGGUUUGGUCGCCGUGUUUUCAUCGUCGGAGGCGUACGUCUUCUACGCCGGCGGCCGCGACGGCUGGGUCGUCGACCCCGCCGAGAGCUUCAACUACUGGGCCGAGCGCAACCGGUUCCAGGUGAACGACACCAUUGUGUUCUUGCACGACGACGAGGUUGGCGGCUCCGUGCUGCAGGUGACGGAGGGGGAUUUCGACACGUGCAGCACGGGCAACCCGGUCCAGCGGCUCGAGGACGUCGCCGCCGGCCGCUCGGUGUUCCGGUUCGACAGGUCCGGCCCUUUCUUCUUCAUCAGCGGUGACGAGGACCGGUGCCAGAAGGGGCAGAAGCUGUACAUCAUCGUGAUGGCGGUGCGCCCGACGAAGCCGUCCGAGGCGCCGGAGCCGGCCGGGGCGGCCGGGCCUGUCUCUUCCAAGUCGUGGUCCUGGCAGGCGUUCCCGCCAGCCGGUGCUACCACCCCGCCGCCGCUGCCGCCGUCCUGGGGCUCGGCGCCUGAGCACGCGCAGGCUCCGGGCAAGAGCUCGCUGGGUGGUUCUGGCGGCGGGGAAAUGUCGCGCAGCAGCUCGCUUGGCGCGCCACCGCCGACGUCCGGCGCGGCAGGGUUGGCCGGCGUGGUUGCCAGUGUUGUGGUUGGGGUUUUAGGGGCUUUGUUGAUGUUCUGAAAUGUUGUACACUGCCACACUAGGACUGGGCAGGACGCCAGGACGUUCUACCUCCAUGGCGAUCAUACAGGUCACAGUGGUCAGCGAGUUAGUCAUAGUUAGUUUGGUAGUUAAAUUAGUAUAAGACUUAAAACUGAUGCACAAAAUAAAGAGAACGCUGUUACACGUACAUGUAUGGAUAAUGAAGGCACAUGCUCGACUAUAAGUACCAUUGGCCUUCAUGGUUCAACGAGAUGCAUAAUUUUGUACAAUA